Messenger RNA from Xiphophorus couchianus (Monterrey platyfish), 4718 nucleotides. It is a transcript of the gene dpysl2a, whose product is annotated as dihydropyrimidinase like 2a. Gene Ontology annotation, cellular component: cytosol; cytoplasm. NCBI's taxonomy places the organism in Eukaryota, Metazoa, Chordata, Actinopteri, Cyprinodontiformes, Poeciliidae. The transcript has 14 exons. The coding region runs from base 314 to 2062 and encodes 582 amino acids. Gene Ontology annotation, molecular function: hydrolase activity, acting on carbon-nitrogen (but not peptide) bonds, in cyclic amides. The record is from RefSeq and is a predicted model, not a curated record.
UGCGCAUGCUCCGUCCCUCUUUGUGGCCCUUGUCUUUUUGGUGGCUUUAUGGUCUACAGAAACCUGGUCUAGCCGUAAAUAUACAGAUUCUCCGCUGUUAGGCAAAGGCUAAUCUCAAUUUGCAGCACUAUCCUGGCUACCCAACGCACAUUUAGCUGGCUAUCGUUAUAAAUAGUCCGGGACACACAGUGUUGAGCCGGGGCGUCGACUGGCCGAGAGGCAGAGCAUCCAUUCAUCCUUUUUUUUAUAGGCAACUAGCGUCGUUAGCCUCAACUAAAACCAAGGGGGCAGCGGUGUUGGGGGGAAUUUCAACAUGUCCGGCUACCAAGGAAAGAAGAACAUCCCCAAAAUUACAAGUGACCGUCUCCUCAUCAAGGGAGCAAAGAUAGUGAACGAUGAUCAGUCCUUCUUGGCUGAUAUCUACAUGGAAGAUGGAGUCAUUAAGCAAAUUGGAGACAACCUCAUUGUCCCGGGUGGAGUCAAGAUCAUAGAAGCCCAUGGCAGAAUGGUGAUGCCGGGGGGCAUUGAUGUGCACACCCGCUUCCAGAUGCCCGACCGAGGCAUGGUGGCGGCGGACGACUUCUACCAGGGCACCCGAGCGGCUCUGGCUGGCGGCACAACCAUGAUCAUCGACCAUGUGGUACCGGAGCCCGGUGUCAGCCUGGUCACUGCUUUCAAACAGUGGAGAGAGUGGGCUGACAGCAAGUCCUGCUGUGACUACUCUCUGCAUGUGGACAUCACUGAGUGGAAUAACAGCACCCAGGAGGAGAUGGAGACGCUAGUGAAGGAUCAUGGUGUCAACUCUUUCCUGGUCUAUUUGGCCUAUAAGGAUGUUUUCCAGCUUUCUGACUCUCAGAUCUAUGAGGUGUUCAGUGUCGUCAGAGACCUUGGAGCCAUUGCUCAGGUUCACGCCGAGAAUGGAGACAUUGUUGCAGAGGAGCAGAAACGCAUAUUAGAGCUGGGGAUCGCCGGUCCUGAAGGCCACGUACUGAGCCGUCCAGAGGAGGUGGAGGCCGAGGCCGUUAACCGCUCGGUCACCAUAGCCAAUCAGACCAACUGCCCCCUGUACAUCACCAAGGUGAUGAGCAAGAGCGCGGCCGAUGUUAUUGCUCUCGCUCGGAAAAAGGGUGCUGUGGUUUACGGAGAGCCCAUAUCUGCCAGCUUGGGCACAGAUGGCACUCAUUACUGGAGUAAGAACUGGGCCAAGGCAGCAGCCUUUGUCACCUCGCCGCCGCUCAGCCCCGAUCCCACCACCCCCGACUACCUCAACUCUCUGCUGUCAUGUGGGGACCUGCAGGUAACUGGUAGUGCUCACUGCACUUUCCAUACAUCCCAGCGUGCAGUAGGCAAAGAUAACUUCACCAUGAUUCCAGAAGGCACCAACGGCACCGAGGAGAGGAUGUCUCUUGUCUGGGACAAAUGUGUGGUGACUGGAAAGAUGGAUGAGAACCAGUUUGUGGCAGUAACCAGCACAAACGCAGCCAAGAUCUUCAACCUGUACCCCCGCAAAGGUCGCAUCGACGUGGGUUCGGAUGCUGACCUCGUGCUGUGGGACCCAGAUCUGACAAAGAUCAUCUCGGCCAAGAGCCACAACCUGGCUGUAGAGUACAACAUCUUUGAGGGGACAGAAGUGCGUGGGGGUCCUCUGGUUGUCAUCAGCCAGGGUAAGAUUGUGUUGGAGGAGGGCACGCUCCACACCACGGAGGGCUGCGGGCGCUACGUCUGCCGCAAACCUUUCUCUGACCACGUGUACAAAAGGAUAAAGGCCCGCAGCAGGCUCACAGAGCUGCGAGGUGUCCCCAGGGGCCAGUACGACGGGCCAGUGUGUGAGGUGACCGUGACUCCGAAGGUGAUGUCCACGGUUUCUUCGAUGAAGACCUCCCCUGCCAAGCAGCAGCAGCAGCAGCAGCAACAGCAGUACACUCAUCAGCCAGUCCGUAACCUCCACCAGUCUGGCUUCAGCCUGUCCGGCGCCCAGAUAGAUGACAACGUUCCACGUCGUACCACUCAACGCAUUGUGGCGCCCCCUGGUGGAAAAGCAAACAUCACCAGCCUCGGCUAGGCUCCUCAGUUGAGCCGCAGGAGGAUCAUGGGACCAGAUGCCACGAGUAACCACAUCUCAUCAGAUCUCUCUUCACUUCUGGCUCCCCUGCACCCUUUCUAUCCAUUUUUACUCUAACAUUUCCACCAUGUCACCUCAUUCAAGAAAAAACAAGCACUAGUUCACGUAGUUUUAAUAUCUCCUGCCACAUUCCUGCACCGAGGUAGGAGAAAGUGAAUUUAGGGAAAGAUUUUUUUAUAUUCAUUUGCUCAUUGAGGAAGUAAUUUGUUUACAUUGUUUUACGAUCCCUGCUCUAUGUUAAAAGCUGUUCCAAGAAUAGAUCAGAACGCUAAUGAAGAGGCAGUUUUGUGACAUUCUAACGGCAGCGAAUGUUCAGUUUUGUGUUUUUAUAGUUGAUAGUUUUGAUGGUUGUGUUACAGAACCACUUUUGGCUAAACAGUACUGGACCGCUCACUGUCCAAAAAGUGACACACUUCUCUGAUUUUUUUGACAUUUGAUAAAAAAUUCACCAAAAUAAUUUGGUACAUAUAAAAGUAUAAAUGAAAUGCAAAAUGUACAGCAAUAUUAUGAAGUCAUGGAAAUCAGUUUAUUUUGUUUUUAUUUUUAAUUAAAAUUGAAAUUUAACAAUAGAUCUGGAUUAUGUGCGGGGAAACCCCCCCCCCCAAUAACAAUCAAUAUCUGUGUCAUAUGUUUUUCUUUUUUGAUAUAUCUAUUUAAACAAAAAUGCGACAUAAACCCUUGUUUAACAUUAGCUUUGAGGCGCACUUUCUAAUUAUGAUUACACCUCGAUUAAUACGUACUUAUUUAGUCAGGAACAACACAAGACUGCUGUUGCCUUUUCAGAUUAAAAUAAAAGAAUACGUUUCUCCUUCAAAAUAUUACAUUAAAACCCCAAAUGUUAUCGCUAAAAGACAAAAGUGUCACACAUUUAAAGAACUACUUAGUUUUUAAAAAUUAAAGGAAAAGAAUGACAAAAAAAACUUACCUUUUGUCAUUCUGGUCUUUUUAGAUUAACACUGAAUGAACAACCUGAAAUUAGGGGCGAUUCUACUUAGUGGGGCGGUCUGCUCCGAUAGCCGACCUGCAGUAGGCCGCUUCACUGACAUGCUACUCCACUGCAGUUUUAAAAUGCUGUCAGCUUAAUGAAAGUGAUGGAUGACGCUGCUUUAGCUUCCACACCAUGACUGAUCGUGUUUCUCACAGACUUAAAUAUUUGCAAACAGCAAAUUUUGCUUUUCCUUGUAAGCGAAGAAAAAUUGUAGUAGGGUUUUUUUGUUUUGUUUUUUGCUUUUUUUCCAACCAACUGACCAGCAGUAGGCAGCAACAGAUAUGACAGAAAGAUUUAGCCGGUAACCAGUCCAUGCCCACUGCUGACUCUGACCGGAAGAUUUAUCGACAGUGUUUCGUCUUUUUUAAGUUUCUAGCAAUGGUGGAUUUAGUUUUUCUUAAGCUUGCAGUAUGUUUGAUGUUUGUUUCUUGGUGUUGUGUUCUUCUGUUUUGCUACAGUUGCACUCUCUUCUUCCUUUUAUUUAUUUAUUUUUUUUAAUGGAUGGUACAUGUCGUGAAAUGUUAAAUGCACUGAAAGAAAAAGGAAAAAGGUAUUUCGGGGUCAAACCGCUCACUCAAUGUUGCUGUGAAACUUGGAGUCGUCUUCUAUGAGAAAUAUGAAACUUUUGUUGUUUUUUUUGUUUUUUUUCUCUCCCUCCAAUAUUUUCCUUUCUUCCUGGAGGGUCGUCAGGGCAACAAGCUUCCGGUCAUCAGACGUCUGUCGUUCAGGAAACAGAUGAACCCUAAGGGAAAGCUUGAUUGGAGGCUUGUGCUGACGACCUCUCUGCACCUGGUGCUUUCUGACCGUUUUGCUGUUAACCAGCAGACGACGUCCACAUUCGUGCAGCGGUCCCGUUAGCUCUGUAUUUAUAGUAGCCAGGGUAGAGUUAAUCAUUCGCCCAGUUUCUUUUAUGUAUUUGCACCUGCAACAAUCCAAAAAUAGUAAAUGUGUAUGUGAGAUUGCAACUUUUUAUUGGAUAUAUUUGUAAUGUUUUAAGGAUACAUGUUGCCUGCCUAUUCUAUAAGAUAUUGAUAGCACACUGUAUCUAUGAAGGCUCUUUAAAGAAGUGAAAAGGUGAUAAAAAAAAUGUUGUUUUUUUUGGAGACCUGAUGAAAAAUCUUCUGUGUGUGUAUACGAAGUCCCUCACAGUGUGCUGAUGAUGUGUCCUCUGUUCUCGGUGUUAGUGUUGUGGAAGACGUUUUAAGAUGCUGUAUAUUGUCCCUUUACCCUCCUAUUUACACAACUUUAUUAACACCAGAUUCACUUGAGCUAAUAACUGUACUCGGUCUCAGACACACCCACGUACAGGUCCUCGGCAAAAUGUUGAAUUAUUUCUCUUCAUUGCCUUGUCAAGUGUAGGUUUUUGUAUGCAACGCUAUACUGUGGAGUGAUUUACAUUUGGGGAAGUUUCUUGGAAGGGGUUGUUGGGUUUUAAUGUUGAGCACUGUUGUUUGCCCUCUUCCACCGACUGUGACACGCUUGCUCAUGUUUGCUCGUUUUAUUUUAUUUUUUUUCUUGGAUGUACCAGAGUUUGGAGGGAACCAUCGGUCCUGUCAGCGUAUGACCUUCUCUGUGUUGAAUUCAAUGGAUUAAAAUAAUAAAAUCGAA